UCUGUGCACGAUGAAGGGCACUAGUGGUUGGUGAUCGUAAAAACACGUGCCUUCACCCUUCAUACAUUUAACCCAGGUAGCAAACUGGUUUUGUUGCUGUUUUUCUAAUAACUUUUGGCUAUUAAUUAGCUACGGAUGACUCUCAAAAACAGGGACCGAAAACUGAACUCACAGACUUGUCGCUCGGUGAAGUUGUCUCCGCGAGCGCCCGCUAAGCAUGUUUGUUUACUUGGGGAAUCCGGAAGGGCCUGAGGCUGCCUGCAAAUGCUAACGCGCCCGCUAGCUCCAUUGUGCAACGUUCGUUCAUCUGACAGUGUUGACCUUGCAGCGGGUAAGAUGGCUAAUAUACGUUAUCAAUACAGCAACAGUCGAUUGAACUUUAUGGAUGCAUUAGGGUCCUGAUUGAACACACACAUCAUGGCAACUGAGGCUGCAGUCUCCACCCCUGGUCGUCCUGCAAUCCCCAACCACUCUCAGGGGGACUAUCACUUUGUCCGCUCAUUCGUAGCUGGAGGUGUAGCUGGAUGCUGUGCCAAGUCCACCAUCGCUCCUCUGGACAGAGUAAAGAUCUUACUGCAAGCCCAUAGCCCCCACUACAAAGAUCUGGGAGUGGUAGCCACUCUCCGUGCUGUGCCAAAGAAGGAGGGUUACCUGGGGCUGUAUAAAGGCAAUGGGGCUAUGAUGGUCAGGAUAUUCCCCUACGGAGCCAUCCAGUUCAUGGCCUUCGACAAAUACAAGAAGAUCCUCAGUAAACAGCUGGGCAUCUCUGGACACAUCCACAGGCUAAUGGCCGGUUCUAUGGCAGGGAUGACAGCAGUGAUAUGUACGUACCCUCUGGAUGUGAUCAGAGCCCGUUUGGCAUACCAGGUGAAAGGACACCAUCGCUACACAGGCAUUGGAAAUGCCUUCCAGACUAUAUACCUAAAGGAAGGAGGCAUCCCUGGCUUCUACAAAGGUCUCAUCCCAACCCUUAUAGGCAUGGCUCCAUACGCAGGGUUCUCGUUCUUUACCUUCGGCACGUUGAAGAGUCUAGGUCUGGCCCACUUCCCAGAGCUACUGGGGCGACCGUCCUCAGACAACCCAGAGGUGAUGGUGCUGAAGACCCAUGUCAACCUGCUCUGUGGAGGGAUGGCUGGAGCUAUCGCACAGACCAUUUCCUAUCCUCUGGAUGUUGCCAGGAGAAGGAUGCAGUUAGGAGUGGUGCUUCCUGAUUCUGACAAAUGUCUUACCCUGACCAAGACUCUGAAGUAUGUGUACAGUCAGUAUGGGAUGAAGAAGGGUCUGUACAGAGGGCUGUCUCUCAACUACAUCCGCUGUGUGCCCUCUCAGGCUGUGGCCUUCACCACCUAUGAGUUCAUGAAGCAAACCCUCCACCUCAACUAGCUGCUCCCUCCCCAUCCAUCCAACUCCACCCUUCAUCUCUGCAUAGCUGGAUUGGGGCACGUUCACUAAGGCUAAACACUCUGAAACGUUUAGAGAGAGAAAGAUCUCUCGUAGCGGUCUAUCUCAAAACAGCCUGACCGAGAGCAUUCACUGGGGCUAUACAUUCUGAAAUGUUUAAGAACUUCCUUAGAAACUCCCUGCGUCUCAACACAAACUGACCGGGGAACUAUUAAUUGGACAACAUUUUUCUGAACGUCUUUCAGUGCCCUGAAUAUUCCUUAUUAGAUGUGUUAAUUUACCCUAGUAAACCUUUUCUGUUUUAAGGAGGUCGGCAUCUGCUUGGAGGUAUUGAACCCUGCUACCAGAGGAGGCCAUUGGGGCUCAGCCACUGGAGCCAUGCUGAGCCCAGUCGCUCUUUGCCCCAGUCAGAAAGCAGAUGAAGGCACUGGGCCCCAUGGCAAUGCCUCAAACAACUGGCAGUGCCAAUCCAGUGCCCCCGUCUGUUCUCAGCUCCUGCUUUUGUGAUUCUCUCCCUCUUAUAAUGUCGUUCUAAAACCGCCCAACCUGUGGCUGUGGACAACACCCCGGCAACUAUUGCCAUGGAUACCUAUGGACAAUGACUCCCUCUGCUUCGAUGGGUGGCUAUGUGCAAUGAACCCCUAACAACUGUCGUUGGUAAUGCCAUAGCAACCCAAUUCUGUACACUGCCUCCCACCCUACCUAAGAAGUCACACAGACAAUAACGGAGAGGAAAGUCACACCGGGCAAUCUGCCUUAACAUAAUCGGAGGUCUUCUUUUCCUCAUGUACCUACCUGACACUUGUGAGUACAAACCUAGACACAUAAAAUAAUGAAACAAGGAUUUAAAUGUGUAAUAUGUCUGUUUUUAUAAGAGUUAUAGGACAACUCCUACAUUUUAUGAGAAUUAAGAACACUCUCCCCAAGCUUGUGUUUAACACAGAACUGUGCUUUAUGAGCGUCCUGAGUUUAGUAGAAUCCAAAGGAUAAAAUCCCAAAACAUCACAUUCAGUUUGUUCAAAACUGAACAUCAAAUUGUAUUAUUUUGAUGGUCUCCAAAAAGUCUUAUUGUCAGACAUUGAAACAGGUUUGCCCCAUGCAGUUUAACAGAUAUAACAGGUGUGUAUCUGUAGGAGUGUUGUCUUUGGUAUUGACGUGUGUUUAUGUCCAUUCAGGGUUUAGUGUGUAGUAAGUCUCUUCUCUACUGUGCAGGUUUGGGGUCCAAUGCCUUGUUGUAUACAAGUUGCUAUUUAUGUAUUGUGUUCCUAUCCACAAAGCCUCUGUGCACUUUGCCAAUCUUUUACCCGUAUAACCAACAGAUCUAUAUAGAUAGAUAUCUAUCUAUAUAUCUAAUUGCAACAGAGACAUAGAACACAUAGUGUCUGAAAUGCCAACCUAUUCCCUAUAUAGUGCACUAGUCAGGCUCUGGCCUAAAGUAUUGCACUAUAUAGGGAAAAGGGUGUCAUCUUGGACAUAACCAUGGCUGCUAGUCAGUUUUUACUUUAACCAGGCCAGCUUGUCAUUGGCUACGACGUAACAAUGUAGGCUAACGUUGGGUACAAGGCAGUGGUGUAGCGUGCAGAAACAGUCAUGUCCUCAGGCUAAUGAUGGUGUGUACCUACCUGAAGAGGAUUUUGAAAUGAUAGAUUUCUGUUGAGGAAAGAGUCUAGCAGGGUUGCAAAACUCAACUUUCCCAAAAUGCCCUGCUUUCCCAGAUAUUCCGUUUGGAUGAUUUUGAUAUUGUUCCUGUGAGAUGACAAUGAACUGAGGACUGACAGUGGUGGUUUUAACAUGUUGUGUUUUCUUUACCUCUUGCCUACAUUUCCCUGUGUUCAGGUGUGUGUCACGGGGUGUAGAAAGCAUUUGUCAGCUACUGAUCAAGAUCUAGACACUAGUAUUAAAAUAUAUGCUAUAUAAUGUAUCCUAUGUAAGAGUUGCUAUAUAGUUUAAGCACCCAAAUGGAAACCUGAGUUAAGUACUUCAAGGGGGGAAAAAACUAGCACUUUGGAGCCUUUGGCUUUUUUGUGUUAAUUUAUGAAAGUGUAGUGUGACUGUGUGGCCACAAGGUGUCCACAAUGAGUCAGUAAUAAGUUUACCGACAACAAUCAUCUGUAGCCUGCCCUGCAUGUAACUAGACAUACAUUACCAUGCUGAAGCCUUCAUAACCACUACUACAGCGACGUAUGUAUUCUGAUCUGUCCAUGUAUCAUCAUGAUGACUUUGGAUAUGUCAUUUUCCUCUUGGUUUGAAUGUACAUUGUGCAGCAUCUGUGUUCUGUACCCGUAUUCAUGAAGUGUCAGUUUUGCCUUUUCAAUCAUAAUGAAUAAGAGGGGGACCUGAUGUCAGUACUAGUGCUUCGUGACAAUAUGCCCUGUUCUUCUCUUGUUUAGCAAAAUGAUGUAAGGAAGUCAUAAGAAUCAUAAUGCACA
Salvelinus namaycush (lake trout) is the source of this 3830-nucleotide messenger RNA. RefSeq names its product graves disease carrier protein homolog. Lineage: Eukaryota; Metazoa; Chordata; Actinopteri; Salmoniformes; Salmonidae. Gene Ontology annotation, cellular component: mitochondrial inner membrane. The transcript is spliced from 9 exons. Gene Ontology annotation, biological process: transmembrane transport. The record is from RefSeq and is a predicted model, not a curated record. Bases 418 to 1383 code for a protein of 321 amino acids.